AUGACUGAGAGAAAUCGCACAGAAGAAGAUGUGUGCAGUACUGAAGGAAGAUUGCCAAUAAGCGAGAAGUUAGCUUUUGUAAAAGCAUCAAAAUUGUAUAAAGAAGUCAAGCCAAAUCAAUUACCUAUUGUCUACCAUCCUCUUUACAAUAUAUCAUUUUGUGGAAUCGAACGAUGUCAUCCAUUUGAUUCGCGUAAGUGGGGUCGUGUUUACGAAAAAUUGCUCCAAUCGGGAAUGAUUGAAGAAGGACAAACGAUAAUGCCAUCUGAAGCAAGUUCAUAUGAUCUUCGAGUUGUGCAUUCUUCGCUUUAUUUAUCGUCACUGAAUUGCCCAUGCAAAGUUGCAAAGAUGGUUGAGGUUGCGCCAGUUGCAUUAAUCCCACCGUGUAUUAUCAACAAAGUCCUUCUGAAGCCAUUUCGAUAUCAUACUGGCGGUACAGUUUUGGCUGCAAAGCUUGCACUGACAUUUGGUUGGGCUAUAAAUAUUGGCGGUGGUUUUCAUCAUGCAAGUUCCUCAGAAGGCGGUGGCUUCUGCAUUUAUGCUGAUAUCAGCUUGGCAUUAACAUUUUUAUUUAUCAGUCAAAUGAUCAAAAAAGCAAUGAUUGUCGAUUUAGAUGCCCAUCAGGGCAAUGGUCAUGAAAACGAUUUCAUUGAUGAUCAGCGGGUUUAUAUAUUGGAUAUGUUUAAUAAUCGCAUUUAUCCCAAUGAUUUGAAAGCAAGAAGUGCUAUUAGAAGACCUAUUCAUCUCCGUGUAGGUACUCAAGAUUCAGAAUAUCUCUCUUUACUUGUAAAUAACCUUGAAGAGGUUCUUAAUGAAUUUCGACCUGAUAUAAUUGUAUAUAAUGCGGGUACUGAUUGUCUUCGAGGUGAUCCACUAGGUUUAUUGUCGAUAUCUCCAAAGGGAAUUCGCAAACGUGAUGAGAUUGUUUUCAAAAAGGCUCGUGAAAGACAUAUUCCAAUUGUUAUGUUACUAAGUGGUGGAUAUAUGCCGGAUACACAUGAAGUCAUUGCUAAAUCAAUAAUUAACUUGCAUGAUAAAAACUUAUUACGAGUGUGUGAAAAUUCUCUGAAUCCAUAA
Thelazia callipaeda (thelaziosis nematode) is the source of this 1077-nucleotide messenger RNA. The record is from the annotation of a GenBank genome assembly. NCBI's taxonomy places the organism in Eukaryota, Metazoa, Nematoda, Chromadorea, Rhabditida, Thelaziidae.